This is a messenger RNA of Pan troglodytes (chimpanzee), 3756 nucleotides long. RefSeq names its product tetratricopeptide repeat domain 39B (gene TTC39B). Bases 52 to 2100 code for a protein of 682 amino acids. Gene Ontology annotation, biological process: cholesterol homeostasis; negative regulation of cholesterol storage; regulation of cholesterol metabolic process. The transcript is spliced from 20 exons. The record is from RefSeq and is a predicted model, not a curated record. Gene Ontology annotation, molecular function: protein binding. NCBI's taxonomy places the organism in Eukaryota, Metazoa, Chordata, Mammalia, Primates, Hominidae.
GCUGGGGGCCGGGCAAGUGGCCCGGCCAGCGGCGCGGCGUCCGGGGAGGAAAUGGAUGCUGUGCUGGCCUGCCGGCUCCGGGGGCGGGGAAAUCGAGUAGCUGCACUCAGGCUCCGCCCGAGACCCGGAGGGAGCGCCGGGCCGUCCCCUUUUGCCCUGCUUUGCGCUGGGCUGAUCCCAGAGCCGAGAGCAGGAGUCGGCUCUGAGUUCCCUGCUUGGUUUUUGGGUGGCAGCAGCCAGAGGAGGAAUAUGGCGCUCUUAGGCAGCCGAGCGGAGCUGGAAGCGGACGAGGACAUUUUCGAAGAUGCCUUGGAAACCAUCUCAAUAUCUUCUCACUCAGAUAUGGCAACAAGCAGCCUUCACUUUGCAUCAUGUGAUACACAACAGGCGCCCAGACAGCGCGGAGCGUCUACUGUGAGCAGUUCAUCAUCAACCAAGGUGGAUCUCAAGAGUGGCCUCGAAGAAUGUGCUGUGGCAUUGAACUUAUUUCUAAGCAACAAAUUUACAGACGCCUUAGAAUUGCUUCGCCCCUGGGCUAAGGAGAGUAUGUACCAUGCCUUGGGCUACAGUACCAUUGUGGUGUUGCAGGCUGUCCUGACCUUCGAGCAACAGGACAUCCAGAACGGCAUUUCUGCCAUGAAGGACGCUUUACAAACCUGCCAAAAAUACAGGAAAAAAUACACAGUUGUAGAAUCUUUCUCAAGUCUUCUUUCUAGAGGAUCCCUGGAGCAACUGAGUGAAGAGGAAAUGCAUGCUGAAAUCUGUUAUGCCGAGUGUCUCCUACAGAAAGCUGCACUCACGUUUGUGCAGGAUGAAAAUAUGAUCAACUUCAUCAAAGGUGGACUCAAAAUUAGAACAAGUUACCAAAUAUAUAAAGAAUGUCUUUCUAUCCUGCAUGAAAUUCAGAAGAACAAACUUCAGCAGGAAUUCUUCUAUGAGUUUGAAGGGGGUGUCAAGCUUGGCACUGGGGCCUUUAAUUUGAUGCUGUCCCUUUUACCAGCAAGGAUUAUCAGACUACUAGAAUUUAUUGGAUUUUCUGGGAAUAGGGAGUUGGGCCUCCUGCAGUUACGUGAAGGUGCUUCAGGAAGGAGCAUGAGGUCUGCACUGUGCUGCUUAACCAUCUUAGCUUUUCAUACUUACAUCUCCCUAAUACUUGGUACAGGAGAAGUGAAUGUUGCGGAAGCAGAGCGUCUCCUGGCACCCUUCCUCCAGCAGUUUCCAAAUGGCUCACUCGUGUUGUUUUAUCAUGCCCGAAUAGAGUUGCUGAAAGGGAAUCUUGAAGAGGCACAAGAAGUAUUUCGAAAAUGCGUUUCAGUUCAAGAAGAAUGGAAACAGUUUCACCAUCUCUGCUACUGGGAGCUAAUGUGGAUUAAUGUUUUCCAACAAAACUGGAUGCAGGCAUAUUACUAUUCAGAUCUGCUUUGCAAAGAGAGUAAAUGGUCCAAGGCAACUUAUGUGUUCUUGAAAGCGGCAAUUUUGAGUAUGCUUCCAGAGGAGGAUGUAGUAGCAACUAAUGAGAAUGUGGUAACUUUAUUCAGACAGGUGGACAGCUUGAAGCAGAGAAUUGCCGGGAAAUCUAUCCCUACUGAGAAGUUUGCUGUGAGGAAGGCUCGGCGUUACUCCGCCUCCUUACCUGCACCUGUGAAGCUCAUCUUACCUGCCCUGGAAAUGAUGUAUGUCUGGAAUGGUUUUUCAAUAGUGAGCAAAAGAAAAGACCUUUCUGAAAAUCUGUUGGUAACUGUUGAAAAAGCUGAGGCAGCUUUACAAAGUCAAAAUUUUAACAGCUUCUCUGUGGAUGAUGAGUGCUUAGUGAAGUUACUUAAAGGAUGUUGCCUCAAGAACUUACAGCGGCCCUUGCAAGCUGAACUAUGUUACAAUCAUGUUGUGGAAAGUGAAAAGCUACUGAAGUAUGACCACUACCUAGUGCCGUUCACUCUAUUUGAAUUGGCAUCUUUGUAUAAAAGCCAGGGGGAAAUUGACAAGGCCAUAAAGUUCCUCGAAACUGCAAGGAACAACUACAAAGAUUACUCCCUGGAGUCCAGACUACACUUCAGAAUUCAGGCAGCUCUUCACCUCUGGAGAAAACCUUCCUCAGAUUGAUCAGAACUUGAAGGAUGGAAUUUUUCCUCAAUUAGCAUCGGCAUCUGCUAUAGAUUCAACCUUAUAUUAAAGUGGAAAAAUGAUCUUGUGAAUAAGAGACAAAAAAACAGUUUUUUUUGUCAAUAUUUUCUAUCGUCUGAGAGAUUUACUGUUGGUCUACAUAAUUUUUUUUCCUAUGGAAUGGCAUUCUAUAUUAUCUAGAAAAUUCUUAUAUUUUGCCUCCCCCAAAAGAAUUUCAUAUUAUUUGAAUUAGGGGGUGAAGAAGUCUUUUGAAAGACUUGCAGAUGCAAUAGUCUAAUUAGAUUAUUUAUUUUUUUAAUGUGAAAAUUAAUAUUGUUUAGCAAAUAGCUUACAAGUUGAGCCAAUUUUGGAUUUGUUGGGUAGUUAAACUUCAGAGAUAUUUUGUUGCCUGUAUUUAAAUUUCAGAAGAUAAAUAAAUAUCAUUUCAUUUAAAAUAGCUUAACAGUGACCUUCAGAAGACUUCUGAAAAAGACAGUCUGAGAACAUGAACACGGAUCGAUAUAAUGUACUUCAUGGGUUGAAGAGACCUGUCUCUAUAAAGGAUGAUGCAGUAUUCAGUUAGUGGUUUUUUACUCUUCAUUUGAUUAAAGGUGGUGAUGUUUUGGAGAGACUGAUUUUGAAUGUACUUAAGUCUAUUAUAAUAACAAAAUUCAAAACCUCUAUGUAUCUAAAGGGAAGGAAGUGUCAUAUUUUAGGAAUUUUUCUUAACCUUAGCAAUGAGAGCCUAAAAUACAUACAUGGAUUAUUUUUCUUCUAGGAAGUAAAUUUCCUGCUGCUUUAAAUGAUCUGUAAAAUAUCAAUAAUUUUUACACUUAAGAUGUUGGUAAGACCUAGUUUUCUAAUCUCUUUAGCACUGUGAUGUCUCCUUAUAGAUAAUCUGGACCUUGCUUAGUCCUUUAGUUGGGAAACAGAAUCAGGGCAUAGAGCAGAAGAGAGCUUGACACUCCAUAUGGUCCUGGUUCUGCUACCCAUUAGCGAUUAGUGAGGAGACCUUUAGGGAGUCCACUGUGCCCUGUGUGUCACCAUAUUUUCUUCUGUGAAAUCUAGAUUAAAGAACAGAUGACUUUCAAAGUCUUUUUCAGUUUUAUAACUGUGAGUCUAUGUAUUAGGUAUUUAUUUUCAACAAAUGACUUUAAAAUGUCAAAUGCAAACCAUUCCCACUUGGAGUAUUUUAUUUUUCAAUCAUCAUCAUUGCCCCCAACUCCCCAUAUAUAUGUGUUGUGGCAUCCAGAGUGAGAAAAGACAAUUUAUGAGUCGAUGAAUCUGGGCCUUAUUUCUAUUUCCAUUUUGAAGAAUAACUUGUCAUAGAAGCCUCUGCAGUUUAACAGAAGGAGCCACAUAUUGGGAGUCACGAGUUCAUCUCUGUGGGUUAAUAGUUCCAUGACACGGAGUACGUAGCUCAGCUUUUCAGGGGUUCAGUUACCCCACUAUGGAUAGCGGUGUAGUAUUUGGUACUUGUGAGGGCUCAAUUAGAUAAAACAUAUGAUAGCUUUUUGUAAACUGUAAAAGGCUAUACAAAAGUAUGAAUUAUUAUAAUAAUUAUGGUUUUUUAUGUCUGGAUUACAGUAUCAACACAAAAGUAUUGGCUGAUACUGUGGUCUGUGUUGUAAAAUGAAAGAAGUGUAGAAAUUCAAA